AGUAUUGAUCAGCUUAUUGACAACACGGUGCCGGCUCGGAUCCGCCUGAGGCGGCCGCUGAGGAUGGAGGACGCUGUGUGUGAAAAUGAAAUCCUCAGUGUUCUACACAAGAUUUCAAGCAAGAAUAAAAUCUGGAGAUCCUACAUUGGAAUGGGCUAUUACAACUGCUCGGUGCCACAAUCAAUUCUCCGCAACCUGCUAGAAAAUUCAGGAUGGGUUACCCAGUACACUCCGUAUCAGCCUGAGGUGUCUCAGGGCAGACUGGAGAGCUUGCUAAACUACCAGACCAUGGUGUGUGACCUCACCGGAAUGGAUGUGGCCAACGCUUCCUUGUUGGAUGAGGGAACGGCUGCAGCAGAGGCGAUGCAAUUGUGCCACAGGCUCAACAAACGCAGAAAGUUCUUCGUGGAUGCUCAUUGCCAUCCUCAAACAAUUGCAGUUGUGCAGACACGAGCAAAUUACAUAGGAGUCACGACAGAGUUGAAAUUGCCCCACGAGAUGGAUUUCAGCAGGAAGGAUAUCAGUGGUGUGCUGUUCCAGUACCCAGAUACUGAGGGAAGAAUUGCCGAUUUUUAUGAACUUGUUGACCUCGCACAUCAAAACGGGGCCUUGGCGUGUUGUGCAACUGACCUCCUAGCGUUGUGUGCACUGAGACCUCCUGGAGAAUUUGGUGUUGAUAUUGCCCUUGGUAGCUCACAGAGGUUUGGUGUACCACUGUCUUAUGGAGGCCCGCAUGCAGCUUUUUUUGCUGUCAGGGAAAACCUUGUGAGAAUGAUGCCAGGAAGGAUGGUGGGGGUUACCAGGGAUGCAGCUGGAAAAGAAGUGUAUCGUCUAGCACUGCAGACGAGGGAGCAGCACAUCAGGAGGGAUAAAGCUACCAGUAACAUCUGCACCGCCCAGGCACUUUUGGCCAACAUGGCAUCAAUGUUUGCUGUUUACCAUGGUCCAAAUGGAUUGAAACACAUCGCAAAGAGAGUGCACAAUGGUACCUUAAUUUUAGCUGAAGGUCUGAAGCGUGCUGGGCAUAAAAUACAGCAUGAAUCAUUCUUCGACACACUGAAGAUCCACUGUGGCGUAGCUACCCAGGAGAUAAUUGACAGGGCUGCCCAACGGCAGAUCAACCUCCGUGGAUACGGUAACUGCAUGCUGGGGGUGUCCUUGGAUGAGACUGUGAAUGAGAGAGACCUGGAUGAUCUGCUGUGGGUCUUCGGCUGCGAGUCAUCUGCUGAGUUGAUAGCUGAAAGCAUGGGAGAUGAACCAAAAGGUAUCUUUGGCACGCAGUUUAAGAGGACAAGCAAAUUCCUUUCACAUCCAGUAUUCAACAGUUAUCACUCAGAGACAAAUAUUGUCCGGUACAUGAAGAAAUUAGAAAAUAAAGAUAUUUCUCUAGUUCACAGCAUGAUUCCUCUGGGAUCCUGUACGAUGAAGCUAAACAGCUCCUCUGAGCUUACUCCUAUCACUUGGCCUGAAUUUGGAAAUAUCCAUCCCUUUGUGCCUCUGGAUCAAGCACAAGGCUACCAGCAGUUAUUUCAUGAACUGGAACGGGACCUGUGCGAAAUAACAGGCUAUGAUAAAAUCUCCUUCCAACCUAACAGUGGUGCGCAGGGUGAAUAUGCUGGAUUGGCUGCAAUUAAGGCUUACUUAACUGCAAAAGGAGAACAUCACAGAACUGUCUGCCUUAUUCCAAAGUCUGCUCAUGGCACCAACCCAGCCAGUGCACAGAUGGCAGGAAUGAAAAUCCAGCCCGUUGAAGUAGACAGGAAUGGAAGCAUAGAUGUUGCGCAUUUGAAAGCGAUGACCGACAAGCACAAAGACAAUCUGGCUGCCAUAAUGAUCACUUAUCCUUCCACGUAUGGAGUAUUUGAGGAGAACAUCAGCGACGUGUGUGAGUUGAUCCACAAGCAUGGGGGACAAGUCUACCUCGAUGGAGCAAACAUGAAUGCACAGGUGGGCCUUUGCCGUCCUGGUGAUUACGGAUCUGAUGUUUCUCACCUUAACCUGCACAAAACCUUCUGCAUUCCCCACGGAGGAGGUGGACCUGGAAUGGGACCCAUUGGAGUGAAGAAACAUCUUGCGCCAUACUUGCCAAGUCAUCCCGUGAUCCCUCUGGUCUCCGAUAGCGAUGCUCGUCCUUUGGGUACAAUCAGUGCUGCCCCAUGGGGCUCCAGUGCCAUUCUACCAAUCUCAUUGGCCUACAUUAAGAUGAUGGGUGCAAACGGACUUCGCCACGCCACUGAGAUUGCCAUCCUGAAUGCAAACUACAUGGCAAAGAGGUUAGAAACGGUGUACAAGAUUGUUUUCAGAGGAGCAAAAGGUUACGUAGCCCACGAGUUCAUCUUGGACGUGCGACCAUUCAAGAAAACUGCCAACAUUGAGGCUGUUGAUGUUGCCAAGAGGCUGCAAGAUUACGGAUUUCACGCUCCCACCAUGUCUUGGCCAGUCUCUGGUACCUUAAUGAUCGAGCCAACUGAGUCUGAGGACAAAGCGGAGCUGGACAGAUUCUGUGACGCAAUGAUAAGCAUCCGGCAAGAAAUAGCGGACAUCGAGGAGGGCAAAAUGGAUAUCCGGGUGAAUCCGCUAAAGAUGGCUCCACACACGUUGGCUUGCAUCGCUGCGUCUAAUUGGGACCGUCCAUACUCUCGAGAACAAGCGGCAUUCCCAUUGCAAUUUGUGAAACCAGAAACCAAAUUUUGGCCGACAAUUGCUCGAAUUGAUGACCUCUAUGGAGACCAGAACUUGGUGUGCUCCUGUCCGCCUAUGGAAGCCUACGAGUCCCCCUUCGCAGAGCAGAAAAGAGCCUCAUCAUAAGACUCAUCUCAGUUUGAUUUUUGCAGCUAUUGGGUUCAGCAGAUGAAUAUUAUCAAGAAGUCCAGUCUGCGAUUCAUUUUAUUUCAAAAUCAAGUCAACUGUCUCAGUUUGUAAUGAAACAGCUGCAACUCUUUUUUGUAAAGAAUAAACACUAUGGCUAAGCCACACGCAAGCUGUAUUCAGUGCCUCAAAUUAAGCAGCAUUGAGUUAUGGAAGUGGCCUUGAUCCUGUGCACUUUUUUCUAGACUCAACUGAGAGCUGCUCCGGUUGCAGAUGUGAUUGAACUGUAAUGUAUUGUGCCCAUCGCGCUUUUGGAACAGGGAGCAGAUAAUGAUAUCAUGUGCAUCUUUGGCCCAGCCACAUAAAGCAGCCCAAGAAGGUAGUAUUUUUAAUGUGUUUAUGUUUGGGGCAAAGCAAGAUGUUCUUGUGUGUAAUUUGUCAUUGCUUCUAUAACUGUAACCAGCAUCUCCUGGUUUAUAUAAAACUAUUAAAAACAAUGUAUAUUUUAA
Messenger RNA from Callorhinchus milii (elephant shark), 3317 nucleotides. It is a transcript of the gene gldc, whose product is annotated as glycine dehydrogenase (decarboxylating). Gene Ontology annotation, cellular component: glycine cleavage complex; mitochondrion. Gene Ontology annotation, molecular function: lyase activity; pyridoxal phosphate binding; glycine binding. NCBI's taxonomy places the organism in Eukaryota, Metazoa, Chordata, Chondrichthyes, Chimaeriformes, Callorhinchidae. The record is from RefSeq and is a predicted model, not a curated record. Gene Ontology annotation, biological process: glycine decarboxylation via glycine cleavage system.